Molecule: messenger RNA, 4627 nt
Organism: Rhea pennata
Lineage: Eukaryota; Metazoa; Chordata; Aves; Rheiformes; Rheidae
Gene: GGA3
Product: golgi associated, gamma adaptin ear containing, ARF binding protein 3
Exons: 17
Coding region: 32-2296 (754 amino acids)
Biological process (GO): protein localization to cell surface; Golgi to plasma membrane transport; intracellular protein transport
Cellular component (GO): trans-Golgi network
Molecular function (GO): ubiquitin binding; phosphatidylinositol binding; small GTPase binding
Source: RefSeq, a predicted model, not a curated record
CGGAGUCUGGGGCGGCGGCGGCGGCAACAACAUGGCGGAGGCGGAAGGGGAGAGCCUGGAGUCGUGGCUCAAUAAAGCCACUAACCCAUCUAACAGACAAGAGGAUUGGGAAUACAUCAUUGGAUUCUGUGACCAGAUCAACAAAGAACUUGAAGGGCCACAGAUAGCUGUGAGACUCCUGGCUCAUAAAAUCCAGUCGCCACAGGAAUGGGAGGCAGUCCAAGCCUUGACAGUGCUGGAAGCUUGUAUGAAGAAUUGUGGGAGAAGAUUUCAUAAUGAAGUAGGGAAGUUUCGCUUUUUAAAUGAGUUGAUAAAAGUUGUGUCUCCAAAGUACCUGGGAGAUCGGGUCUCGGAGAAGGUGAAGACCAAAGUUAUUGAAUUGCUGUAUAGCUGGACUGUGGCGCUGCCAGAAGAAUCCAAAAUCAAAGAUGCCUACUACAUGCUGAAGCGACAAGGGAUUGUUAUGUUUGAUCCUGUGAUUCCUGCAGACAGAACCCUGAUUCCUUCUCCACCACCUCGUCCCAAAAACCCUGUGUUUGAUGAUGAGGAGAAAUCCAAGCUUCUAGCCAAGCUGUUGAAAAGCAAAAACCCAGAUGAUUUACAGGAGGCCAACAAGCUUAUAAAAUCCAUGGUAAAGGAGGAUGAGGCUCGGAUACAAAAAGUGACAAAACGUAUGCACACACUGGAGGAAGUAAAUAACAAUGUGAAGCUGCUGAAUGAGAUGUUGGUUCAUUACAGCAAAGAGGAUUCAUCAGAGGCUGAUAGGGAGCUCAUGAAGGAGCUCUGUGAAAGAUGUGAAACCAAAAGACGGACAUUAUUCAAGCUGGCCAGUGAGACAGAAGAUAAUGACAGCAGUUUGGGGGAUAUUCUACAGGCCAGUGACAAUUUAUCCCGUGUGAUAAAUUCCUAUAAAAAAAUAAUAGAGGGGCAAAUGGUCAAUGGUGAAGUGGAUCUCCCUGUGAUGUCUGUAGCAGAAGGGAGUGACUCCACCAGUAAUCUCAACACUCUCAUUGACCUUGCUGGACUGGACGUCACUAGCACCCCGCCACCUCCAAUGCCACCCACCACACUGACGCCAGCCCCCCCAUUAGCUCCCCCUCCAGCGGAAAUCCCCAUUCUCCCACCUCCUCCCCAGACGUUUGCUCAUUCCCGGAGCAGUUCAUCUAGCCAAGUGGAAGCUGUACCCGCUCAGCAGAGCAGCACAGCCAAUUCCCUCUCCUUGCUGGAUGAAGAGCUUCUGUGCUUAGGCCUGAAUGAUCCAGCCCCUGCAGCAGUGAAGGAGACAUCAGAAAACAACCAAUGGAGCAUGUUUGAGAAUGACCAGUUGGACCUGGAUUUCUUUGGUCCGAAGAUGGGGACUGCUGCUUGCAACCCUGCAGGGAACCCUCUUCUUCAUCACACCUCACAGACUGCUUGUGGAACAUCAGUGACACUGCCCUCUGCUUUCACAGCCUCUCAGACUGCUCCCAGUAUCCCUGCACCAAACUCAGCCCCAUUUGUGUUCUCUGCUGGGCCAACUGCCCCUGUGGGGCCUCCUAAGACUUUGCCAGCUGCUCCUGGGUGCUUCAGCUCAGCUAUGGGAAACAAUAUGUCCAAUAAAAUGGAUGCACUGGGACAACUCCUUGAAGAAACCAAAGGGACUGUCACCCAAGGCAUGGGUACACCUUCAGUGUUCCCUGGGGUUACUUUGCCAGCCACUUCCACCUCUACCCCAUUAAUAACCCCUGCAGGGCUGCCAGUCACUGCCCUGGGAGCAACUCCAGUUCCUUUCCCAAGCAGCUGCACUGCUGGCUCGGGAAGCCCUCUCUUUCAGUCAGCAUCAUUCCAGCAGCAAGGCAGUCCUGUGAAAGCACCUGAAAUUUCUUUGGCCAAUGUCCAUGUUCCCUUGGAAUCCAUUAAACCCAGCAGUGCCCUCCCAGUGACAGCCUAUGACAAGAACGGUUUCCGGAUCCUCUUGCACUUUGCCAGGGAGUGCCCGCCAGGAAGGUCAGAUGUGCUCGUUGUCGUAGUGUCAAUGCUGAACACAGCACCUCUUCCUGUGAAGAACAUUGUGCUGCAGGCUGCUGUACCGAAGUCCAUGAAAGUGAAGUUACAACCACCCUCUGGCACAGAGCUAUCUCCAUUUAAUCCCAUCCAGCCGCCUGCUGCCAUCACCCAAGUCAUGCUUCUGGCAAAUCCUGCAAAGGAGAAAGUGAGACUGAGAUACAAACUGACCUUCACACUGGGAGAUCAGCCCAGCACAGAAGUUGGCGAAGUGGAUCAGUUUCCCCCGGUAGAGCAGUGGGGGCAUCUAUGACCCUAAGAUACCGCCAGAGACUCCAUGACAGGACCAGGAAAGGAUCCCACAGGACUGUAAUGAAUGUGACGUGGGGAGGGACACAAAUGCUAUCCACUGGUGAUGUUCAGCUUCGUUUACAUGUCCUGACCACUCUGCUUGUAGCUUUAGUCCAGAAUGUUUUACCCCAUAUUGAAGGGGUCCUGGGACAUUUACGCCAAGCAUGAACUGAGUGGCAACCAGUAACAGGCAGUGCUGGCUGCUUUUAUCGUGGCCUCUGGGUGAAUCUGGUUCUACCUUCUACUCAAUUAAACUUGAAAUUGUUGUAUUCUGAGGGGAGACCUGUCAUCAGAAGGGGAUUUAGUUGGUUUAUUCCUGUACUGCUGUCCGGAGAUACCUAGAGGCUGGUGGGGUAAUGAUGCCACCAGGAGCUUCCUCAGUGCAGAGCCCUUACACUUGCUCCCCCUAGGACUUUUGCCUCCUCAGUGCCAGACUGGAUCAUUUAAGCAUGUUGAGCAAUAAUGCUGGCUCCACGAGGGAAUGCUUAUUUUUUACACUGAAAUUGCGCUUACCUCCCUUCCUCUCCCUCCUCCGUUUCAUUAUCAACGGUCAAUGUAGGCAGACCCUAACUCUGUGUUGUGUGACAUGCUAUAUAUUAGGUUGAUAUAUUUAUUUUAUACUGCUAGCUGCUCUCUGUUGUAUCCAUUUUGGGCCAGUGGCACUGAGUUUUGUAUGCAAAUGGCUACACUGGUUAUUUUUCUGCCUUCAUUGCAUUCCAUGGUGUGGAGAAAAAUGAACUGUGUAAUGAGGAGGUAAACCCAACAGGGCUGGGAAGUAGCAGUCAAUAUUGGUGGAGGACAGCACCUAGAAUGCAGAAGUCUUUGCAACUGCUAUUCAGGUGCAGUGACUGAAUCCAGGGAUAAAGAGAGAGGCCUCUCACGUCCCCUCAUGCAGGCAGUAUUAUUAUUGUAGUUGAACUGUGUUCUAUUGAAAUGAGUACAAUGAAAUACAAGAUGUAAAUAAUAGAGCUAUAGAAUGUCUGAAUAUAAACAAGCGGACAGUGAAAGGAAAGACAGCUCCAGUGGGCUGUGAUGGUGCAUGUGCUGGGUUUUAUACCCUCUUUUAUUUGUUCCCUGUAUUAAGUGGCUAAGUGCAAUUGUCUCCCCAAGGGGGAAAGCUAUUUUGCUGGAUAUUAGUAUUCUAUGCUAAAAGGGGCAGAAGACCUGACCCCCUCUAGCUAACGUUACCCAGAAACUAGGUUUAAAUCACCGAAACUUGAUUCCCAUGGUCCCUUCCUUUUCCCUUUUGAUUUCCAGUCUCAAGCAAUGCCUCAAGUAGCUUUGAGACAAUUUUAAAUUAAUGUUUUUCUACAUUCUUUGACAAAAGCACAGAAGGGCUGGGUCCUUGGACACUGACUAUGCUCAGCACUUCUAGCAGUGCCAUCAAGCAACAGCUUUUAGGACUAUAAACAGGAACAGACAAAGUACUGAGAAAAUAAAUAUGCAGGAGGAGACCCCCUGCCUUGUAGGAAGAAAACUCAAGAGGAGAAAGUGCUGCUGGAAUUAAUGGAGGCUAUAAAAUCCAUUAGUGCAAAUACAACUUUGAAUUAUGUCUAGCUGUCUUAGGCAGAUGCUUACAGCUGCUGAAUUUUUCUCACUGAUGACAAGUAAAUAAUGCUAGAAAUCAGCAGACUGAAAGGCCUGAGGCCCUAAUCAGGGGCUCCAGGCAGCUGUAGAAGCCCUGAAGGUAAAAUCAAAGCUUGGCCAAGGAACUUGCUGUAAACUUUUGGGCUGAGGCUCAUAAGGAUCACAGCCUUGUCAGCUCCCUGAAGUAGAAGGCAGGCAAGAAGGAUGGUUAGGUCUUUUGGAUCCUCAAAGAAAGCAGCAGCAGUUUUAAAGUGAUGGAAUAGGAUGGGAGACAAGGAGAGAAUUCUUUCUGCCUCAGAUAUAUUCUUGCCAGCACUUUAGACACAGCAGGCAUAGGGGUAUUGCUUAAAUCAUUUAAAUCUGCCCAGGUGCUGUAGUGUGUCCUUAGGAAGCGGGUUUCACUGCUUUAGAUGCCUACAUGUAAAUCUCACUGUGACUUUGAGGAAGUCAGAAGAGCACAAAUGCUUUCUGAGGAAUGGCUCUGUUCCCAGUGUUAACGGCAGUACAUUGCCUGUGCAGCACAGCAAAAUGGAAAGACCUUGUCGUUUUGCUGUAUGGAAAUGCAUUGUUACAAGCUUUGGAAAUUAAACCACGAAUGUUACUUGUAGGUUGAGGUUCCAGCUUCAUAGCAAACAGCCGUACUGUAAAUAUGUCUCAAAUGCAUUGAUUCUGCUGCAUGUUAAAUAAAUUGUUUUCCCUACUUUGA